Messenger RNA from Paramuricea clavata, 2290 nucleotides. The record is from the annotation of a GenBank genome assembly. Lineage: Eukaryota; Metazoa; Cnidaria; Anthozoa; Malacalcyonacea; Plexauridae.
GGGAGCCUACGAUCAGUUAAGUUUGGUCAGUACCUGUUAACAUGUGGAAAAAGGUAAAAUUUGUACUGGUAUUCUUGGGUUUCACUACGGCAUUAUGCAGGGGAUCUGACAGGGGGGAGUCAACCUGAAAUGUAUUGAUGCUUAUGCAGCUGUACUGGAGUGAGAAAAUGAUCGGGAAUUGCACGUGUUUGCAUGCAACCAAACGGAAGGCUAAUACAUAAAUCGAGCCAUUGACUCACUCUGAUAACUGUGUUUUGUUUUAGAGUACACCCCGUCACUUCUGUGACGUCAUACGAAACCCAAAAAUUAAAGUACAAAAAUAUCCAACUUAUAGCCGUGAAAUAUGUCAUGCAAGAAAUUGUUUUUGUAAAUACUGUAUUUUCUGUAUUCCGUUGAGUACUGUAGGUUGCAUCUAUCAUUUUACAAAUAUCGUGAAAAUAACUAAAACUUACCGUCCCGACCUCUUUCUUCGUUAUCUUCAUUAUCAUGGGUCUGGGUGGAAUCUUUGGUUGAAUCUGCAGAUGUUAAAAUAAAGUAAGGCAUAAGUGCUUUCAAGAAUUCCAGUUAUCAAAGGAGAAUUGAAAUAUUGGGAAAUACAGGAUAUAAUUGGAUAACUAAAGUUCGUUAUUCAUUGUGCUAAUAUUUACUUGUCAUCUACUUGUAGGUGAGCCUACGAAUGGUAAUAUUUGGUCCACAAGCGUUUAAACCGUCGAAAGAGGUAAAAUUAUAUCUUGUAUUUUAGUAUAAAAGUAUCCUUCUUGCAGGAGAAAUAUGUCAUGCGGCAUAUUGUUCGUUGAAAAUACCGCUGUAUUCUCUCGUGUCCGAACUAAUUAUACUUUACAAAUAUCGUGAAAAUAACUAAGACUGACCGUCCCCACAGUUUUCCUCUGUUUGUGCGUUUCUCUUGCGGGGAGUCGAAUGUUUGUUUGAAUCUACAGAUGUUCAAACAAAGUAAGGCGUAUAAGUCCUUUGAAGAAUUGCAAUUAUCGAUUGAAGAAUUGGAAUAUGAGUGGAAACCCAGGAUUUGUUUCAAAUGGGAGUAGGUAAAAUAUUUUUCCUAUGUACCUUUUGUAUGGGUGUGUACAGGUUACAAUCUUGUUGUACUCGUUUUUAUCAAAACAGUUGUUCACCGCGUUUUUGUCAAGUCCUUUGCAUAUAAACUGCAGGUUCAUGCAGAUACUGAAGUAUUCAAUUGCUUUACAAUUGAAUUAUCCGGAAACAUUUUUUCCUAUUCAUAUCGUAAUAACACCCAUCAUUUCUAACGACAUACAUGGAUGGUUAAUCUGGGUUCAACAAGUCAGAGAAAACACGUUUAUUCAAAGGUGGAAAUUAAAUUAAAAUUCUAACUUUACAUGGAUUAGGGUGCAACUAUGGCAAUCGUACUAGAAAAACUUUUAAUAUACUCGCUAUCAAGAUUUUUUGUACACGUGUAUAAUUAUACAGAGAUAGUAUGUAAACUUCAAACACAUAUAGGUCAAUUUGAGAUAUUCCGUGUUAUAUUAAUAGAGAUAACGGUCAAAAAUUGAUUUUCAUUCAUAGAUUCCAUUGGAUGAUUAAAGUUCAACCUCGUAAGUUCACCAUGCAUUGUGCUAAUAUUUACUUUAUAUCUAUUUCUAGGGUAGCCUACGAUAAGUGUUAACACGUGAAAAAAGGUUACAUUUGUGCUCGAUCGAUAUGUCAUGCUAUGUUAUGCCUGUAUUUCAGAAACAUACUCCGAGAUACGAAAAACUUGUUUCACAUGAAUCUGGCACUGCAAUCGAGCAAGGAAAAAUUCGUAAUAGAAAUAGAAAUUCUGAAAUAGAAUUGAAACACUCGCUACCAAUCCCUGUUGACUCAAUCGCUCAAUAGGUAGAGCGGCGGUCUAGAUACCAGAAGAUGCGAGUUCAAAUCCCGCUCGAGCCAGCGAAUUUUUCGUUGCUCGUUUGCAGUAUCAGAUUAAUAUGAAACUAGUUUAUGCCUGUAUAGGAUCUAUGGUUUUACAAAUAUCAUGAAAAUCCUAGUUGAAAACUUACCGUGCAGACAGCUUUCUUCUGUGUCUGCAUCUAUUAAUUGGUUGUCUUUUGUCACAUCCGGAAGAAGGAAUAAGCGUUCUAAAAAAUCAGGGAUUUAAAUACAUUUUGUUUUGCGCUCAAUGUUUUGCUUGCGCAUUGAAUUUACUAUCAUAAUUAAAUAUUAAUAAAUAUGUGCUGAUAUAAUUUACGUUUUAUGUAUUUAUGUAGAUGGAAGCAGCAGCCAGAAUUUUAUACGAUGGAGCCUGAUGAGAUGGGUCACAUGCGGUGUUGGUCACUAA